Messenger RNA from Coregonus sp. 'balchen', 1200 nucleotides. NCBI's taxonomy places the organism in Eukaryota, Metazoa, Chordata, Actinopteri, Salmoniformes, Salmonidae. The record is from the annotation of a GenBank genome assembly.
AUGCUGUGUGUCAGAAAGAGGGAGGGAGAGACGGAGGAGUGCGCUAUCCUGGAGGCUUGCAAACUGAGGCUGCAGCGCAGGGUGGAGAUUGCCCUCUACUGGACCUUCCUGGAACAGGUCCUCAGACUGGCCAAGGUACCAACGAUUGGCACUCACUAAGGCCUUGUCACACUACUGACUGAGACAAAGAUUUCUGGGAAAAUUGACUAGAACGUUUUCGGGAAAGUUACCUGGGAAAAUUACCUGGGAAAUUACCUGUGUGUGAAAAUCUAUAAUAUCAGGUCGUUGAUUUGUGCCAAUUUGAAGUUUGAAGUUUCUGGGAAAGUUACGGAAAGGUUUCCUGGAAGGAUAUCUAGAAAAUGACCUGAAAAGUUAUAAUGGCUAAACCUCUUUUCUAGGUAUUAUCAUGGAUCCACCCGGAGAGCCAGGCCAUCAUAGCCUACAAUCCCCCUCCUGAGAAAUGUGUUUAUCUGUUCAACUUCAGAGCAUUUAAAAAGCUCCCAUUUUUCCUAUGGGAUCAGUGCACAUGCUUUCUCUUGGAAAUGUGGGCUGAUUCAUCUACCAGCUCAUGUUUGUUGCAAAUGCCAUGUCCACAUCCCAGUUCAACCCAAAUCCCAGCCUCAACCACUAACCUAAUCCUAGCUUCAUGUUCAAAUGUAUAACGUGUGCAUGUGUAUAUGUAGUAAGAGGAGGUGUGGGAGCUGCUGGGGAGGUUUGCCACCUUGCUAUCCACCAGAGAUUAUUUGCAGCAGAGGGAAAAGGAGGUGCAGGAUCAGGCUGACGGCCAACGGGGGGCACUACAAAGAUACACAGACCAGCAGAGCUUCAGCAUUCUGCAGAAGAAAAACCUGCUGUCUCAGCUACAGACAGAGCUAGACCAGAUACGCUCCAACACUCUCAGAUGGGUACCAGACCUGAUCACACACUCACAGACCUUUAGAUGGGUCCCAGAUUUACCAUGUAUUAUAGUCCAUGUGUCUCUGUCCAGACUAUAAAACGUUUUUUGGGGGGGUUCAGGAGAGCACAUGGUACCACAUCCAAACCACAGCAGUAAAGGAGACGCUUCUAUUGGGCCAAAUCAAAGAGGUAACCUUUAGCCUUUACCACAUGAUGGGCGGGACCGCAGGGCAGGAAGAGGGAGUGGCCAUCAAUGACACAGUGACCCAGCUGGAGAAGGUUAGUGAUGUCAUUAUGUCAUAG